UUCCGGCUGGAUCCCUGGGCUACCGGCUGGUCUGAGGGGGGGCUGGGCGGGGCUUCUCUUCUGGGCGAGUUGGCACCAGCAGCAACAUCGCACAGGUGUGGGUCAGUCCAGCUCUGAGGCAAUCACAUAGCACUGGCUUCCUGUGCAGUGGAGGAGGAGAAUGAACACCAAGAUGUGGGGAACCAGAACUGCAUCAGGGAAGUGGCAGAUGUCCCACUCUGGAUCCAAACCAAGAGCUGCUGCUGGGAUGCCCAGAGGGAACCACCAGCUGCAGAGGAAGACUGGCCAGCAGGUGAGGGGCCCUGAGACCUCUGAGCGCCCAGAAGCUCCUGCAGGGCCAAGCGUAGAGGACCAAGCAGCCACUCUCAUCCAGUGUGCCUUUCAGCGGUACCUGGCAAGGAAGGAGCUGGCUCGCCGUCGGCUGGAGCGCCAGGAUUACCUGGAGCAGAUGAAGAAACUGCAGAGGGAGGUGGCCUCCCUGGAUGCAGUGGCCACUGUGCUGCAGACCUGGGACGUCCGCCUCACUGAAGCCAUGCUGCAGAACAUGGAGGCUGAGUGGCAGUGCCGGGCCCAGGAAGCCCAGCAACAGCAGGCUGCAGAGGCUAAGCGCUUGGCCCUCAAAGUGCAGCAGAUGGCCAGGGAGCAGCAGCAAUGUCAUAAGGCACUACAGCAGGCCUACUGUGAACUCCAUCGGAGGAUCUCAGAGCAUGACAGGUGCCGGCAGAAGUGCCCAGGCAAGGCUGAGCUCACACUGCAGGCUGUCAAGGAUACAGAAGCCCAUGUGGCCAUGUUGCGGCAGGAGGCACAGAAGACUGAGGAGAUGCUGGCCCUGGCCCGGCUGGAGCUUCGGGAGCACAGCGAGGAAGAGGAGGAGGCUCCAGGGCUGAAGUGCCAGGUCACUGAACUCCAUGACGUGCUGAUGAAGGAUGUGGGCAACCGCAUUAAUGCUGAUGGCAGGUGGCCUCUUAUCAUAGACUCUUCAGGCCAAGCAGCCACCUUCCUAUGCUACCAGGACACCAACUACAUGGAUACCAUGAACCCAGAGCACAUGAGGCCUGAGAGUAUCCGGAUAGCGCUGCUGGGGGCACUGAGCGGCAGCUAGAAGCUGUGCAGCUGGGCCUGGCGCAGGCACUGCUGAGCCGUGGGUUGCUAGCGCAAGAACGGUACCUGUCACUACUGCGG
Messenger RNA from Fukomys damarensis (Damara mole-rat), 1182 nucleotides. It is a transcript of the gene Iqank1, whose product is annotated as IQ motif and ankyrin repeat containing 1. The record is from RefSeq and is a predicted model, not a curated record. The transcript has 12 exons. The coding region runs from base 161 to 1102 and encodes 313 amino acids. NCBI's taxonomy places the organism in Eukaryota, Metazoa, Chordata, Mammalia, Rodentia, Bathyergidae. Gene Ontology annotation, molecular function: protein binding.